This is a messenger RNA of Prorocentrum cordatum, 3080 nucleotides long. Lineage: Eukaryota; Dinophyceae; Prorocentrales; Prorocentraceae. The record is from the annotation of a GenBank genome assembly.
GUAGGCGUUCGGAGGCAAAUUGCCCGUGGGGGGGCUGUUUCCUGCCCUGGGACCUGCCAGUGCGGAACAUAGCCCACGGCUCGAGAUCCGAAGGAGAGGAGGGUGCCACAGCAGCCUCUGGGGGCCUCCGAGAGCAGAGCUCGUGCAGAAUCGAAAGGCUCCCGCGGUGUCAGCCGCUGGGGCCCGCGUUGUCAGAGCAAGGCCUUCCCGUAGAUUGACUGGGCCCUUCGGCCGUGGAAGACUACAGACAGAGAGGGCAGAGGAUCAGCAGGACGUCGAUCAUAAUACAUGUGAGACUGACGGCGGAACGCAGGAAUAUGUACCCUGUGCGACACAAACUGUGUGCGUCUUCCCGAAAUUUGCCACCGGUUUGCUAUCGCGGUUGUCUUUAUCUCAGGCCUUUGAGCUACCAAGCGCGCUGAGGAUUUGUGGGCGAAGCCAUGUCGCGGGCCGAUGUGGCGCUGACGAGGGCCGAGGUGGCGCUCGCGCGGAGGUCGGUGCGGAAGCACGUGCUGAAGGGCGGGGGGCCGCUGAGGCGGAGGCAUGGCGCGGCGGACCCGCUGCACUCUGCGCUCGCCAAGUCGAUGAGCCGCAGGGCGGCCACCAGAGCGCUGGAGGCGCUGCGCGCAGCGUCGGCGUCCGCCGCGCACGCGGUGGCCGCCGCGGCGCGGCCUGCUGUGCUGCAGGCCAAUGGGACCCGAAGACCCUUCGCCCUGGCGACGCGACCAAGGCUGUGGCGCUCGUUCCGCAGCACGACGAAAGCGGGGCUGGAGCGGCGGACCGUGACCUCGCCGUUCUCCAGGCUGUGCCGGGCGGAGGCGAUGCGCACGCUCUUCCUGGAGUUGGCCGGCCGUAGGAGCGUGCUGCCCCCGCAGGAGCGCACGCGGCUCCGCCUGGAGGCCCGCCUCGCCGCGGUCCGCGCGGAGAUGUACGGGGACCUGUGCUCCAUGAAGGCCGGCCCAGGCGCGGAGGGCUGGGACCGCGGGCCCGGCAGCCGCGCGGGCGCGGCCGCGGGCGCGGGGGCCGUGGAGGCGCCGCGGCGCUGGCGCGGCGUGAACGUCAGCUCGUGGCUCCUGUGGGAGCCGGGGCCCGCGGACAAGUCCUGGCUGGUCGCCUCGCUAGGGCCUGGCGAAAGGCCCGAGGACGAGUGGGGCCUGUGCGAGAGGCUCGUCGAGAAGCACGGGCGGGAGGCCGCGGAGCGCAUGGUGCAGAGGUAUCGCAGCGAGCGCGUGACCCGGGCGGACUUCGCCGCGAUGAAGAAGCUCGGGCUCAACGCCGUGCGCGUGCCCUUCGGCUACUGGGCCUUGCGGCCGCGGCCCGGCGAGCCCUUCUUCGGGGGCUGCGCCGAGUUCCUGGAUGACGCCCUCGCCUGGGGAGAAGAGCUCGGGCUCUCCGUGGUGCUCUGCCUCCACGCCGCGGUCGGCUUCCAGAGCCAGGACCCUCCGUGCGGGCGGGCGAACCGGGCGUGGCGGCCGUGCCGCUUCGACGUCGACGCCACCGUGGACGUCAUGCGGGACGUGGCCCUGCGCUUCGGAGGGCACCCGGCGCUGGGAGGCAUCUGCGUGCUCAACGAGCCGUCCGGGGACAUCCCGCCGCGCACCAUGAACCGGUACUUCCAGGAGGUGUACUCCGCGCUGCGCACGGACUGCCGCCUGCCGGCCUCCGUCCAGAUCAUGCUGCCCGUGUUCCACCACGACUUCAGGCACUUCCGGGGCCGGUACACCGAGGACCAGGGGUACGUCAACGUGCUCUUCGACGUGCACGUGUACCAGGUCUUUGGCGAGCCCUACGCCGGCUGGCACCGCAUGUCCCUCGCCCAGAACCUGCGCCACGCGGACGCCCUCUCCAGCACCCACGACGUUAGGGCUAUCGCCGACUGCGGCGAGCGGGUGGUGGUGACGGAGUUCAGCCUCGCCCUGCCGAAGUGGCGGACGAAGACGACAACCUACCUGGAGUAUGCGGGGCGCUGUCGGAGGCGGAGAGGUCCCUGCUCCUGCGCUGCUUCGCGCAGAGGCAGCUCCGCACGUUCGCGAGGCACUCGGAGGGCUGCUUCUUCUGGUCGUGGAAGGACGACGCCGGCCCGGAGUGGAGCCUGCUGGAGAGCUGCGCCCGCGGCUGGAUGCCGUCGGGGCCCGCGGGCGGCGCGGGCAGCGCCCAGAAGGUGGCCGACGCCGCCGCACAGAUCCCCAGCGCGCAGGCCCAGGACGGCCUCGGGGCGCCUAUGUGCGUGGACACGGGCCCGCACUAGCAGCGUCCCGACGUGGACCCCGCGAGCGGAGGGCUCACGAGUAGUCGCGGCGGCCCCGUGGCUGCCCCGUGCGCGGCUUCACGACAUGCUUUCUGUCUGUCCACCGUUCCUGAAUUUCUCUAUCGCUGCAGAGCAGGAGGGCGGCACGUGGUCAUUCAUGGCCUUCCUCUCCGCUGUUUUCUUUUGGCCUGGGCUUGUACAGACUGAGGGCAUGACCAAUGCGCCUAUGCCGCCGCCCACUCACGCAUGUCAGUCAUGUCAACCGUGUAAAAUAGACCGAGGGCUUGUCUACAACUGGGAUGCAUUUAGGUAUCUCUGGCGCCGUUAGGAGGUGCCCCUGAUGUCAAGAACUCUGCGCCGCGUCGCCUGGCCGAGCGAGCGCUUGGCGCGGCGCGGAGGAGCCCUGCCCUUGAGAGUGUAACUUAAUCCCGCUGGGGCAUUGUGAAAGGAUUUGUAUCGCUCCCAGGUGGUGGGCCCGGAUGUCUCCCCGCCUCGCACCUGCGGGGCGCGCUGCCCGCAGCCGCUGGCUCCCCGUGCGCCGCAGUGCCCGGCCCCGCGCCUGCCUUCCGUGCAACCGGGGGCUGUUUUGAAAGGCCGGGGUCUGGCCCGUGGAGUGUCGCCACGAGGCGAGCGGGUCGGGAAGCGGGGCCUCCCAGAGUGGGGGCGCGCAGCAAGAAGCCAGAUGUUUUUCGUCCGGGUAUCCUGGGUUUCGUCGCUCUCGCUGCGCGGUGACUUCCCGCAGCCGCUGGAGGAGCUGCUGCGUCCAGGGUGCUCCGGGUUUCCCCUCAGGUGUGCCUCGCGCACGUGUUCUCAGGGUUGGGUUUCUUGCGAG